CCUCUAACUUAGCUGUAUGUGAGUGUAGACAGUUAUAAAAUAAGGAUGGCCGAUGACAACACGUGCCGAGUUCUCUCCAUACAGAGUUCUGUAGUUUACGGGUAUGUGGGGAACAAGAGUGCCUCGUUUCCUUUGCAGCUUCUGGGAUUUGAUGUUAGCCCGAUUAACUCUGUCCAGUUCUCAAAUCAUACAGGUUAUAAAACGUUUAAAGGCCAAGUUCUUCACUCAGGGGAAGUAUCCAAUCUGUAUGAGGGACUUAAGCUCAAUGGCAUUACCAAAUUUUCUCACAUUCUUACAGGAUACAUUGGCUCCAGUUCAUUCCUAGAGAAAGUCAGUGAAAUUGUGUUGGACUUGCGGAAACAUAAUCCAAACCUGAUAUUUGCAUGUGACCCUGUUAUGGGAGACAAUGGAAAACUAUACGUAAAGCCUGAGAUGUUACCAGUGUACAGAGAUAAAGUGGUGCCCCUGGCAGACAUUGUCACACCCAAUCAGUUUGAGGCAGAAUUGUUGUCUGGGGUGAAAAUUACAUCAGAGGCUGAGGCCUUGUUAGCCAUGGAGAAACUUCAUCAGUGUGGGCCGAAGACCGUAGUGCUUUCGAGUACUAACCUGGGAAGUGAAGGACAUCUGCUAUGUAUGGCCAGCUCUGUCAGGAAUGGCAAACGUGAAUGUUACAAAUUACAGUUCCCAUUGUUACCAGCGUACUUCAGCGGAACGGGAGACUUGUUCUCUGCCUUACUCCUGGCAUGGCUGCAGAGAGAUGAUGACUUGAAGCUUGCUCUGGAGAAGACAGUAGCUUCUGUACAGGCAGUUGUGAAGAGGACGAUGGAGUAUGCACAAGCCCAACACAAGAACGAUGAAGCAUUAUCUAAACCCUCCCCAGAUUCCAUGGAGCUCAGACUGGUCCAAAGUAAAACUGACAUAGAAAAUCCAACAAUAGUCUACAAGGCCUCAAGCAUUCCUCUUUGACACAUAGCAUAAUGUUAGACUAAUAAUUGUUUUGAGAUUUACAAAUUUUUAUUAUACCCUUUUACCCCUCUGAAAUUUUAGACCACUAAAAAGCAUAUCAUGUGUAGGUUGAUUUAUUUUUAGAAUGAGAAUUUCAAUUAAGUGAUUAUAUUUGGUGGAUCAACUGUGAACAUUACACCUCUAAAAUUUUGUCACUACAUGACUUUCAGUAUACGUCAGCAAUGUGAUGUCUCUUUGUGGCUUGACAUCACAACAGAGUAGGGUCAAUUCAUCAAAUUUAUUUAUUUAUUUAUUUAUUUGAUUGGUGUUUUAUGCCGUACUCAAGAAUAUUUCACUUAUACGACGUCGGCCAACAUUAUGGUGGGAGGAAACCGGGCAGAGCCCGGCAGAAACCAACGACCAUCUUCAGGUUGCGAACAGACCUUACCACAUACGGCCGCAUCAAAUUUCACAUAGGUUGGUACAUACAAUCAUUGAAAAGCAACCUUAGAUAAUCAUUAUGUUCUUCAGUGUCCCUAUGUUGCCAGGUGCAAAAAUAUUGGAAUUCUGCCAACAGUUUUACAUAGAUACAUGAACCUCUGUGUUAAAAGAUACAUGUAGCUAAGUAAACCCUGUUGUGGCAUAAAACAGUGAUGUGCUGGCUCAAAGAGAAUUCACUCAGGCUGCAUUGUCGUAAUCUUCUACUCUCAAAAUUGAAUAUUACCUAACAAAGUUAAGAAAUAAAGGAAAAUGUACAUAUAAUUAAAAUAAUAAAUAAGUUUUAAGGUAUCCAUGUGUAUAAAUUGUCUUCAAACUGCCUUUUCUGAAAGUCAGGGACCUACAUGUACCAGAUAUGGUGGUUUUUUCAAUUCUGUUCCCAGUGUUCUCAUACUAUACGGUAGGUUGUGUAUUCGUAAGUACAAUGAAUGUAAAGCAAAAAUCAUAUCCAUGAAAAUACUAAAAUAUACAAGGUUUUGGCGUAAUGGUGGCUAGUGUUGGUUAUUGUCACUUUCACAUUAAAAAAAAACCAGGAAUAAAAAGCAUGAAUACUGAUCAUCACUCUCUUCUGGAUUUUAAGAUAAAUAUCAAAACAUUGAUGUGUGGGGGAGAAAAACUUUUCUUGGUACAUGUUAAUCUAACCUGACAUUUUGUUUUUGUUGUCAAAUAAGCAAUAAUAAUAAAGUUUCAAGCAUGUUGUUAAGACAGUAUACAUGUAUGUAGAUAAAUUGUACACUAUUUGAAAAAAUUUCUGUUUUUGUUCCAAAUUUUUUUUUGUCAUCCAUGACUUUCGUGGUUCAUUAAAUUCUCAUUAAACUUUCAAUAAAAUGUUUAUCAUUUUUAGGUGUGCCGAAGCAGUUUGUUGAUUUCUUACUUUUUCCAGUCUAGGAAAUACAUUCAUUGGCUGAGUACACCAGAAAUGUUGAUAAAGUUGCAGUGUAGUUAACUGCUUAGUCUCUGACAGUGGAGGCUGAAAAGUUAAAGUUAGCAUUCCAAUGGUUCUGGCAUUUUAUCAAUUCUGCAUUUCUUUACUGUAUACUGGUACAGCUUUUAACAGUUCCAAACAUUUUCAUUAAGGUAGCAUAACAGUUAAGUUGCCACUGUUAGCUGUUCAGAUGUUGUACAAUGUUACAGUUAUCCCACUCAGGACUCAUUAUUAAAACUGCAUGAAUCCUUAACCAAUCUUCCAGCUAUUCCUUAUGUAUAAAGCAACUAUGUUAAUUGUUUUAAGGAUGAUUAUAUAUUGCAGUA
Liolophura sinensis is the source of this 2694-nucleotide messenger RNA. RefSeq names its product pyridoxal kinase-like. The record is from RefSeq and is a predicted model, not a curated record. Gene Ontology annotation, cellular component: cytosol. NCBI's taxonomy places the organism in Eukaryota, Metazoa, Mollusca, Polyplacophora, Chitonida, Chitonidae. Gene Ontology annotation, molecular function: pyridoxal kinase activity. The transcript has 10 exons. Gene Ontology annotation, biological process: pyridoxal 5'-phosphate salvage. The coding region runs from base 46 to 966 and encodes 306 amino acids.